Dacryopinax primogenitus is the source of this 805-nucleotide messenger RNA. RefSeq names its product 20S proteasome subunit beta 3. Lineage: Eukaryota; Fungi; Basidiomycota; Dacrymycetes; Dacrymycetales; Dacrymycetaceae. Gene Ontology annotation, cellular component: proteasome core complex; proteasome core complex, beta-subunit complex. Bases 61 to 678 code for a protein of 205 amino acids. Gene Ontology annotation, biological process: proteasome-mediated ubiquitin-dependent protein catabolic process. The transcript has 5 exons. The record is from RefSeq and is a predicted model, not a curated record.
ACGCCUUCUCAGUGCUCUACCUUACUCUUCUCUCCUCCCUUCCAAAGACAGUUGCCCAUCAUGUCGAUAAUGGAAUACAACGGUGGUUCGGUGGUGGCCAUGAAGGGCAAGAACUGUGUCGCGAUCGCGUCCGACCUUCGUUUGGGAAACCAAGCAAUGACUGUAGCCACAAACUUUGAGAAGGUGUUUCCCGUGACGGAUAGUUUGUAUUGCGGUCUUGCGGGUCUAGCAACGGACGUAAUCACCCUACGCGAACGCUUCCGUUACCGAGUAAACAUGUACACAAUCAAGGAAGAGCGCCAAAUCGAGCCCGCAACAUUCGCCCAGCUCGUCUCUUCCACACUGUACGAGCGCCGUUUCGGGCCCUACUUCGUCGAACCCGUCAUCGCCGGUAUAAGCAAGAAGACAGGCGAGCCGUUCAUCGCAGCCGCGGACCUCAUAGGCUGCCUCAACUUCGCAAAGGACUUUGUAGUGUGCGGGACGGCGAGCGAUAAGCUGUUUGGUGUGGCGGAGGGACUGUGGGAACCGGAUAUGGCGGCGGAGGACCUGUUUGAGACGAUCUCACAGACACUUAUGAACGCGGUUGAUCGGGAUGCGUUCUCUGGUUGGGGCGCGAUCGUGCAUGUUAUAACCCCGGAAAAAGUCAUCUCACGGACGCUCAAGGCCCGCAUGGACUAGUGCGGUGUAGACUAGGACACGGGAAGAUAAUGGCAUUCUGUUGCAUAACCAUAUGGACGGCUCGUCCUUGAGCCGCGGCCCUGUACCGCGGCAGGUGCGGGCCGUUGGGCAGCAUACACUUGUGAUC